CAAAACUAUUGACUGUGUAGCAGGAAAAGUGGAAUAAACGGAAAUGACCAGACACAGGGACUGGAUUUACUCUGAUGUCAGAUAUGAGUUUGUUUUCCCCAUUUUUACAGACUUCAUACGGGUCAACCUGUCGUCGUGUCAGCGAAAGUGAAACUGAAAGUAAAACGUCCGUCGAGGUCUGUAAUGGAGGACUGCAACGAAAUCUGCUGAUCUCCAGGAUUUAUCCUCUUAUGGUUUAAUUGUCUACUCAAGAACAAUGGAGAAAGUGACGGCAUGUGCAUUGCUCAUCCUUUUUUUCGACAUGGUGUUGAGUUUGGCCCAGUGGACUGGACUGGUGCUGCUGCGGUGCUACAGUUGUGGUGGACUAGCAGGGAUUUGGGUGCUUGGAGUGUUAAAGUGGGCCAGUCUGCGUGGUUUCACUUCUGCACUGACUGAUGGAAAGCCCCAGCCUGUGCUCUCCAGGCUGAUAGCUCUGCUCUGCCUGCUCACUCCUGUGUUGGAAAGUGGACGGACGUUGAUGGCACGUCCCUCAGAGUUUUACAUUGGACCUUCACCUAACCUCAGCAUGCUGCCCUUGAGCACGUUAUCCUCAUCACUGGCCUGCGUGGUGUGGGAGAAGGGCUUGUGUGCUGAAGGGAAAAUGAGAAAGGGGCCAAAUAAAGUGGCGGCAAAGCCUCUGCUUAUGAGGCUGCUACGAUUCUUCAAACCAGACACCCUGUACCUGGUUUCAGCUUUCAGUUUCCUCAUCCUAGGCGUCAUGUGUGAUACGUUUAUUCCAUUUUACCAGGGGAAGGUCAUAGAUAUGUUAAGAGAGCAAAUGUUUCAAAGCAGUUUCUACCUUGCACUUGGACAGCUGACACUUGUCUCUUUUGGGAGUGCGAUGUUCUCCGGUUUGAGAGGAGGCUUAUUCAUGUGUACGCUGGCUAGACUCAACAAGAGGUUCAAACAUUUGCUUUUUUACGCAUUUCUGCAGCAAGAGGUUUACUUCUUUGAGGAGAACAACCCUGGACAUCUUUCCGCUCGCCUUCACUCCGAUGUGGACAGGAUGGGUCGUACAGUAGCCCUGAAUGCCAAUGUACUGGUUCGCAGCAUAGUCAAAACCUUCCUGAUGCUGACUGUGAUGUUAAAUCUUUCCUGGGAGCUCACUCUUCUCACUUUCAUAGAGAUGCCUCUCUUGGCCCUCAUACAGAACAAAUAUAUGACAAUAAAUACGGUGCUGAAAGAGCAGAUCCAGGAUUGCCAUGCGCAGAACAAACACUUGGCUUUCCAGACAAUUAGCGGCAUCCACACGGUGCGUAGCUUUAAAGGAGAAGAAGUCGAACAGAGGAGGUAUAAAAAGGCUCUGGAGGAGCUCUGCACCAUUACAAAGCGUUCAAGACUUUACAGUAUAACCUACACUUUCAUACGAAGGGUGGUGAGUCUUGGAAUAAAGAUAUUCAUUCUGAUACAGGCCCGUACACUGAUCAAAUCUGGUCAGCUCACCAUUGGUAGUCUUGUGACAUUUUUGUUGUACCAGAAGCCCAUGUCAUAUAAUUUAAGGGAGAUUAUGUAUGGCUACGGAGACACAAUGAGCACUGUUGGUAUCAUAUCCAAAGUGUUCAGCUAUCUUGACCGGAUACCAAAGAUUAAGAAGGAGGGAAACUUAGCCCCUGAGAAGCUGGAGGGAAGAAUUGUUUUCCAAAAUGUCACCUUCACUUACCCAUCAGCCUCUGCGGAUAAACCAGCACUCAAGUCAGUUUCUAUGAAACUGCAGCCUGGGAAAAUGACAGCCCUCGUGGGUCCCAAUGGCAGCGGAAAAACUUCCUGUGUCAACCUCCUGAAGAGACUCUAUGAACCUCAGGAGGGACAGAUUCUACUGGAUGGAGAACCGCUGCAGAGCUACAAACACAAAUAUCUCCAUCAGAAGAUGGCGUCAGUAUCCCAGAAUCCUGUGUUGUUUUCUGGUUCGCUAAGAUACAACAUUGAAUAUGGCCUGAGAGACUGCAACUUCGAGAAGGUGAAAGAAAUGGCAAACAAUCUCAAUGCACAGGCCUUCAUCUCACAUCUGGAGGAUGAGUAUGACUCAGAUGUGGGUGAAGCUGGUGGAAAGCUGGCUGUGGGACUAAGACAGUGGAUCGCCAUCCUCAGAGCUCUGGCUCGAGAUCCACAGAUCAUUAUUCUGGAUGAAGCCACCAGCAAACUGGAUAUUACCGCACAACAUGCUGUGCUGCCGGAGAUUCUGAAAGCCGGUCGUACAGUGCUGGUGGUGGCCCAUCAGUUAGCGACUGUGGAACAGGCUGAUCACAUUAUCUUCUUAGAGAAAGGAGAAGUGGUGGAGGAGGGGACACACGCCGAACUCAUGGCAAAGGAGGGACGUUACUACCGUCUCAAAGAGGAACUGUUCACAACUUAGCUACGUUGCAGAAAGAGAAGAACAGAGUUUCUUUAACAGUAGGGUUGUCAGGUUGACCAUGGCAUCGGUCUAAAGGUCAGGAUUUACAAUAUACCACACAGAAACCCCCACUGUUUUUACUGUGUAUAUAUUACAGUUAAAUUGUUGUAAGUGUAGUUGAGGAAUUUGCUUUGCUUUUAGUUGAACAACAUACAACACUCUGUGACAUAAUACCUAAAAUGUUGAAUGCCAACCUGCAAUUUUAUUGUUUUUUUUGUUUUUUCUUUUUUUUGUUAUUUGCACAGUGUUAUUGUACUGAAAGUCUUUGAUUAAAUAUUGUCUCAAAGGUUUACACACCAGUACUCCUA
Molecule: messenger RNA, 2739 nt
Organism: Sphaeramia orbicularis (orbiculate cardinalfish)
Lineage: Eukaryota; Metazoa; Chordata; Actinopteri; Kurtiformes; Apogonidae
Gene: tap2t
Product: transporter associated with antigen processing, subunit type t, teleost specific
Exons: 12
Coding region: 257-2392 (711 amino acids)
Biological process (GO): transmembrane transport
Cellular component (GO): membrane
Molecular function (GO): ATP hydrolysis activity; ABC-type oligopeptide transporter activity; ATP binding
Source: RefSeq, a predicted model, not a curated record